AUGCCUGAGGUCUCCAAACUUCUCGGGGUCAGCACGCGAACUGUGGAAAGGCGGAUGUCAGAAUAUGGAUUAAGUAUCCAGGGAAGUUAUGAUGGAAUGAAUGAUAACCAGCUUGAUGACAUUGUUACUGGGAUACUGAAGGAUUUUCCAAACGCUGGAUAUAAAAGAAUGACAGGUCUUUGGCUCGCAAGAGGAAUACGACUCCAGCAGAGUAGGAUACGUUCUGCGAUGCAAUGAGUGAAUCCCGAGGUUUGUCUUCUGAGGUCACUUUAGUUAAACUUUCUUCACCGCCGAAAAUACCAGCUAUAUGGACCCUUGGCCCUUUGGCAUAUAGAUGAUAAUCACAAGCUUAUAAGGUAUGAACGAUGAGUGAUUUGCUGCUGGGCUAUUAAACUUUGGGCUAAUGUCACUAGUGCCAGAACUGUGUUGCCCCACUGAUGUAAGGUAAUCCAAGGCAGUCUUGGAUUGUGGAUUCCGAAUUGAAGACACUGGAUUCUGGAUUCCUCGUCAGUGGAACUUGGAUCCAGAUUCCAAUCGCUGGCAGGAUUAUGGAUUCCUUGUGCUGAAUUCUGGAUUCCAAAGCCCACGAUUCCGGAUUGUACCAGCAAAAAUUUUCUGGAUUUCAGAUUUCACAAGAAAAACUUCCCCAGAUCCCUGAUCCAAAAUCCGGAUUAACUUACAUGAGGCAAACUGUAAAUACUGCUCGUGACGUUCUGGCUCCACUCCUUUGAAAGUUUAACCGUCUUACGUAUAGAUACGCUGAGAAAGUGCGAUAAAAGUGCGCAUUAUUCUGACCUAUUAAUCUGUUUGGAUAGCUGUAAACCUAAACUGGUGCUUAUGCUUUUGUGGUAAUAGCGCAUUCACUAUUCAAACAAAACUAUAGGUCAAGUAGUUUAAUCUUUACCUAUAACCGCUAAAAGGGAGACCUUAGCUCAUUGAUGAUGAAAGCCCACAAUUACCAAAUAGAUUUGUUUUGAUGUAUGUUUGUUACAUUCCAUAGAUGGAGAAUAGUUAUACGUGGUGGAAUAGAUGGUUUCUCACGGUUAAUUGUCUACCUUCGAGCUGCUACAAACAAGAAAGCUACAACUGUUUUGGAAUGUUUUCAGUCUGCAGUAGAGGCCUUUGGACUUCCAUCACGUGUGAGGUCUGAUAAAGGAGGAGAAAAUGUGGAGGUGGCAUGGUUCAUGCUGAACCACCCACUGCGGGGUCCAAAUCGAGGAAGCCACAUAACAGGGCGGAGUGUACACAACCAAAGGAUUGAGAGGUUGUGGAGGGAUUUGUUCCUGGGUUGCACAUAUGUGUUCUAUUAUCUGUUUUACAGUAUGGAGAACUUUGGUUUGUUAGAUCCCUCUGAUGAAAUCCAACUCUUUGCAUUGCACUAUAUGUACCUGCCAAUGAUCCAAAGAAAUCUGGACCUUUUCAGAGCAGGUCACAACAGGGGCCCCUUGAGCACGGAGCACAAUUCUUCACCUGAGCAGUUGUUCUUUCAAGGAAUGUUGUCAGAGGCCAACAGUGACUUUAGAACAUCAGCUGAAUUCGCUCAUCAUGUGAGCAUUAAAUUUUUUUAGGCCUCACACCCUCCCAACCUUUGUCAGGAUGGUGCCUAGAGGAUUAUGAUAUGAUAUGGUUCACCACAAUUUUUAUUUUUAUUUUCCUCCUUUUAGCAGAAUGCAGCUGACACAUAUGAUAUAGAUCCUGAUGGACCUGCACCCUCAGAAGAAUGGGAUGGCCCAAUUAAUGACAAUGUGCCAUUUGUAGAGGUGCCGCAGACAGACUUUCCUCUAGAAGAUGAAACAAGGGAAAUAUGUUAA
Messenger RNA from Porites lobata, 1811 nucleotides. NCBI's taxonomy places the organism in Eukaryota, Metazoa, Cnidaria, Anthozoa, Scleractinia, Poritidae. The record is from the annotation of a GenBank genome assembly.